AUGAAGUAUUGCUUCGGUAAGUGCUUCGAGGAAUCAAGGGGCCUCGUAAAGACUGGGCUUGUUGACUGGGUCUUUGGCAGAGAUGCAGACGAAAAGGCAGGCAACAUGUGCCAUCUUCUCUGCCUCAAAUUCACAAACAGCGGAAACAUAAAGAGAAAUGGAAGAUGGGGGUUCCAGCCGAUCCUGGGAAUGACUGAGUUCUUCUCUGCACUCUUCUCGUUCAUGAACCUUAUAACAAACAUCAUCUGCUUCCACAGGAUGCUCAAGAAGCACCUGAGAGUGACAAGGCUGGGAAGGCUCUACUACAUCCAGUACUACAUAUGCAAUCUAGCAUUCAUCUCCAGCACCCUCUUCCACAUCCACGAAAACACCUUCACAAGAAACUGCGAUUACUUCCUUGCAUUCUUAACAAUCCUUUUCGGCUUCUACAUGGCACUCGUCAGAGUCAUCCUAAUAGUAAGUCCCUCAAUAGAAAAGGCCACAAGAGGCCCAUUACAGGCGAUCUUCAUCCUCUUCUAUGCAUACCAUAUCCACAGAAUGUCAAACAUAGAGUUCGAUUAUGUAUACAACAAGAUAUCCUGUGCCAUCAUCGUCACGCUCACCCUGCUGUCACACCUGGUAACAUUCCUCAAGUAUAGAAAGCUGGCUCACACCAAGCACAUCCUGUUCUUCACAUUCUUCUUCUUCCUUGCAGGUGCAAUAGAGAUCCAGGACGUCCCUCCAUAUGCCUAUCUUGUGGACUCCCACGCCAUCUGGCACCUGAUCUCCUGCAUCUCAACGCCAUUCUACCUUCUCUUCUGGAGUGGAGAUGUGUAUAUGCACUGA
Encephalitozoon cuniculi GB-M1 is the source of this 825-nucleotide messenger RNA. Its product is annotated as Per1p-like protein. The transcript has a single exon. Gene Ontology annotation, biological process: GPI anchor biosynthetic process. Lineage: Eukaryota; Fungi; Microsporidia; Unikaryonidae. Gene Ontology annotation, molecular function: hydrolase activity, acting on ester bonds. The coding region runs from base 1 to 825 and encodes 274 amino acids. Gene Ontology annotation, cellular component: endoplasmic reticulum membrane. The record is from RefSeq and is marked provisional.